AAAGCAGCAAUAUCCACAACACCUCGACGCACCACUAGAAUGCAGCCAUGAUCACCUCCUACCUCCCCCUCCGCUCCUUCUCUGUCUCCCCCACCACCAUCGCCGGCGCCGCCUACCGCUCCCCUACCGCCGCCACCGUCCCUUUCCCAAGAGCCACUCUCAGCCACCACCACCGGCGCCGCCUGGCCUCCUCAGCGAACGGGUCUCUCCCGGGCCUUCCCCUCGUGGAGGAGGACGAUGACGAGGUCUGCCCUGUGGACUGCGUGACGGAGUUCAAGACGGACGAGGAGUUCGUGCGGCACCUGGAGCGGUCCAAGGCCACGGGCGCGCUGGUGGUGGUGGACUUCUACCGGCCGUCCUGCGGCAGCUGCAAGUACAUCGAGAAGCGCUUCAUGCGCCUCUGCAAGGGCUCCGCCGACGACGGCGCCCCCGUCGUCUUCCUCAAGCACAACGUGAUCGACGAGUACGACGAGAAGUCGGAGGUGGCGGAGCGGCUGCGCAUCAAGGUCGUGCCGCUGUUCCACUUCUACAAGGACGGGGUGCUGGUGGAGUCGUUCGCGACGAGGGACAAGGAGAGGAUCAUCGCCGCCAUCCAGAAGUACUCCUCGCCUGAGCCUGAGACGACCGAGGAAGAGGUUCAGGAGUGAACAUUCCACUGGCGGACAUCAAUUCCCUCGAGGGUGCAGUCGUGCAGAACUGCAGAUGCCUAUGGAGAGAGAUACACCAGGAUUCUUUUGACGUUCCUAUGACUGUCCAUGCAUUUGGGAGAUGUCAGCUAUUGGUAUUUGAUGGAUCUGGAUCAGUGUACCAUUAUCUGUAAAACACGAGACAUGUAUAAUAUCUGAAUCAAGCAUUACUGCUGCUACACUACCGUAGUGUAGACAUUCAAUGGGUUCUGACACAUUCUGCAUGACGCGAGUUUGGCUA
Molecule: messenger RNA, 927 nt
Organism: Setaria italica (foxtail millet)
Lineage: Eukaryota; Viridiplantae; Streptophyta; Magnoliopsida; Poales; Poaceae
Product: thioredoxin-like 4, chloroplastic
Exons: 3
Coding region: 48-647 (199 amino acids)
Cellular component (GO): chloroplast
Source: RefSeq, a predicted model, not a curated record